Messenger RNA from Gilbertella persicaria, 1218 nucleotides. RefSeq names its product WD40-repeat-containing domain protein. Gene Ontology annotation, cellular component: TORC1 complex; TORC2 complex. Gene Ontology annotation, biological process: regulation of actin cytoskeleton organization; TOR signaling. The transcript has 6 exons. The coding region runs from base 106 to 1077 and encodes 323 amino acids. The record is from RefSeq and is a predicted model, not a curated record. Gene Ontology annotation, molecular function: protein binding. NCBI's taxonomy places the organism in Eukaryota, Fungi, Mucoromycota, Mucoromycetes, Mucorales, Choanephoraceae.
CAGCAACAACAGCAACAACAGCAGCAACAACAGCAGCAACAACAGCAACAAGCAAAGCACAAGUCAAAACAAGAUCAACAACAGCAAGAGCAAUAUUAUGCACAAAUGCAGCAAUACCAACAAUCACUUCAGAAUGAUAGUCAUUCUGUUCUUUUAGUUACAGCAGGUUAUGAUAACACAGUACGCUUCUGGGAAGCACUUAGUGGAAUUUGUUCCAAGACUAUUAAACAUCCUGAUUCACAAGUCAAUCGUCUCUGCAUUUCACCCGACAAAACAAUUUUAGCAGCAGCAGGGAAUCAUUCUGUUCGCCUGUAUGAUAUUGCAAGCAAUAGUGAUAGUCCAUUUAUUGUGUUUGGAGAACACACAGGCAAUGUGAUUGCUACAGGAUUUCAUGGUGAAGGUCGUUGGAUGUUUACUGCCAGUGAAGAUGGUCAUUUAAAGAUAUGGGAUACACGCUCAGGACGUAAUCCUGUCUUGACACGUAAUUUUGAUAAUGGAGCACCUAUUACAGAUGCUGUGAUGCAUGCUAAUCAAGGAGAGCUUAUUACGUGUGAUCAAAAUGGAGCUGUCAAGAUUUGGGAUUUGACAGCACAUUCCUGUACUCAUGAAUUAGUGCCUGAAGAAGGUGUGCCUAUGCGGUCCGUCACAGUCGCAUCUGAUGGCUCCAUGCUAAUUGCUGUCAACAACAAGGGCAAUUGUUAUGUUUGGAAACUAUCCAAUGGAUCAGAUUCAAAUGAAGUUGAGCCUAUCCAUCAAUUUCAAGCACACAAUAACUAUAUUUUACGAGUCAUGUUGAGUCCUGAUACAAAGUUGUUGGCUACUUGUUCUGCAGAUAAUACAGCCAAAAUAUGGAGUACUGAAAAAAAUUUUGAACUAUUAUUGACCUUACAGGGACAUCAGAGAUGGGUAUGGGAUUGUGCAUUCUCUGCUGAUUCUGCCUAUCUUGUCACUGCUUCUUCAGACCAUGUAGCCAGACUAUGGGAAUUACAGAAUGGUGAAACAAUUCGUCAAUACAAUGGACAUCAUAAGGCAGCAGUGUGUGUUGCAUUAAAUGAUUUGUCUGUUGGGUAUGCUUGAGAAAAGAUAAUGGCUCUUGUUCCUUGAUACACUUGUAAUAAAAUAGGAUCCAACUUGGGUAAUAAAUGCUAUACUGUCAUCAAUAUAUAUAUACACAUACACACACACACACACACACACACACACACACACACACACACA